This is a messenger RNA of Sceloporus undulatus (fence lizard), 732 nucleotides long. Its product is annotated as potassium/sodium hyperpolarization-activated cyclic nucleotide-gated channel 3-like. Gene Ontology annotation, biological process: transmembrane transport; monoatomic ion transport. The record is from RefSeq and is a predicted model, not a curated record. Gene Ontology annotation, cellular component: membrane. The transcript is spliced from 4 exons. Gene Ontology annotation, molecular function: monoatomic ion channel activity. NCBI's taxonomy places the organism in Eukaryota, Metazoa, Chordata, Lepidosauria, Squamata, Phrynosomatidae. Bases 1 to 732 code for a protein of 243 amino acids.
AUGGGCGAAAAUCGUCAGGGGCCACAAACACUGAAGAGUAGGUCCGAAGCCAUGGGGAAGAAGUUCUACUGGGACUUGAAUGUUGCUGCUUAUGGUGGGAAAUUUGAUCAUCUACCAACCUGGGAGACUCAGGUAGAUUCUGAUGUCUAUAAAACGGCCGGGCACUACGUAUUGUCCGAUUCACAAAGAUCCUCAGCUGUUACGCCUCCUUCGACUCUCCCUCUCAUCCGUUACACCCACCAGUGGGAGGAGUUUUCACAUUCCCCCUUGCUUUUUUGCAGGUUCUACUGGGACUUGAUCAUGUUGCUGCUUAUGGUGGGAAAUUUGAUCAUCUUACCAGUAGGCAUCACCUUUUUCAAGGAUGAGAACACACCACCCUGGAUUGUCUUCAAUGUCCUCUCUGACACCUUCUUCCUGGCUGACUUGGUCCUGAAUUUCCGUACAGGUAUUGUGGUUGAAGACAACACUGAAAUCAUCUUGGAUCCACACACCAUCAAGAUGAAGUACCUUAAGAGCUGGUUCCUGGUUGACUUUGUUUCCUCCAUCCCUGUUGACUAUAUCUUCCUGAUUGUAGACCUGGAGACUCAGGUAGAUUCUGAUGUCUAUAAAACGGCACGGGCACUACGUAUUGUCCGAUUCACAAAGAUCCUCAGCCUGUUACGCCUCCUUCGACUCUCCCGUCUCAUCCGUUACAUCCACCAGUGGGAGGAGGUGGGUCAAGACUUACAAUAG